Molecule: messenger RNA, 2198 nt
Organism: Panicum virgatum (switchgrass)
Lineage: Eukaryota; Viridiplantae; Streptophyta; Magnoliopsida; Poales; Poaceae
Product: lipid phosphate phosphatase 2-like
Exons: 7
Coding region: 176-1246 (356 amino acids)
Biological process (GO): phospholipid metabolic process
Molecular function (GO): phosphatidate phosphatase activity
Source: RefSeq, a predicted model, not a curated record
CUCUCAUUAGUCUCAAUCACGUCCUUCUUAAUUUACGCUUGCAGAAAAUUAAAGAUGCUAUCAAUAGGGGUUGUCAGGCUUGAACAGAAAAGAAGAAACUCCAGAGCAAUUCCCCCCUCCCCAACCCACAGGCGAUGCCCAUGGGCUGUCCAUCAUCGCCCUCGAUGAUCCAGCAAUGUCCAUGCCCUAUAAAAAUGGUAUGACGCCGAUCAGCCCAACGAACCGAUCGACGAAGAAGAAGAAGAAGAAGAGCCCGCCGGCGGCGCCGACGACGGAAGCGCCGUUCGACCGCGUCCGGUACAGCCAGGUCGGGAGCGCGAUGGCGUCGAACGAGGCAAUGUGGGGCUCGACGAGCUCGGGCGGCGCCCCCGCCGCGUGCGCGUUCCCGACGGUGCCGCGGGUGGCGCGGUCGCACGCGUGGGACUGGGCCGCGCUGCUCCUCCUGGUCGCCGUCGACGCGCUGCUCAACGUCGUCGAGCCGUUCCACCGCUUCGUGGGCGCCGGCAUGAUGACCGACCUCAGAUACCCCAUGAAGACCAACACCGUCCCCGUCUGGGCCGUGCCGGUCAUUGCCGUCAUUGGGCCUGUGGUCAUCUUCAUCAUCAUCUACGUCAGGCGGAGGAACGUGUACGAUCUUCACCAUGCGAUUCUAGGCAUCCUAUUUGCGGUGCUGAUAACCGGGGUCCUGACCGACGCGAUCAAGGACGCCGUCGGCCGCCCGCGCCCAAACUUCUUCUGGCGCUGUUUCCCCGAUGGAAAAGCGGUAUACGACAACAUCACCACAGGAGUGAUUUGCCAUGGCGAUCCAAGGGAGAUCAAGGAAGGGCACAAAAGCUUCCCGAGUGGGCACACCUCAUGGUCAUUUGCCGGCCUGGGGUUCCUGUCGUGGUACCUCGCCGGGAAGAUCACCGUGUUCGACCGCCGGGGCCACGUCGCCAAGCUCUGCGUCGUCCUCCUCCCGCUGCUCGUCGCGGCGAUGGUUGCCAUCUCGCGGGUGGACGACUACUGGCACCACUGGCAAGACGUCUGCACCGGCGGCGUCCUCGGAUUGGUGGUCGCUUCAGUUUGCUACCUCCAGUUCUUCCCAGCUCCGUCAGACGAGAAAGGGUUCUGGCCGCACGCGCACUUCAGGUUCAUCACCGAGCAGGAGGAGGAGAGCCGAGCGCAGCGGCCUGCAGAGACAGGAGGGCGCACCAGCCACGAGCUGGACGCAUUGGAAGCCGGCCGGAGAGAUCAGCUGUUGUAGCAUGAUCGAGCAGGCGCCAGCGCAGGACCAACGGUGUACAGAGGCCCCACCGUAGGUAGUGUGAUUAUUUGCAGGACAGCAGGAGGCUGCCAAGGCGGAGAGGACUCCCGAUAAGCUUCGGUCGAGAGCUCCUCCAUCCCAUAGCCCACCAGUCUUUUUCUUCUUCUUCUCCCUCCCCUCCGCCUCCGCCUCUGCCUCCAUCCAUCCUGCCUCUCCUCUGCCACCGCCACGGAUCUCCUUCUCGCCGGGGUCGCCUCCGACACCGGUGAGAACCGUCUCUCCAACUCGGGCCACCUCCACCGCUUGCCCCGCCGUCCUCCGCCCAUGCCGUCGCCCUCCUCCUCGCUGGCGUCGCCUCCGACUUUGGCGAGGAGCGCCGCUCCAACUCCUCCCCCAUCCCUUCCCCUCUGCUCCAACCUUGUCCGCCUCCACUGCUCGACCCCGCCGUCGGCCUCGCCGCUCACACCCCGCCUCCUCCGCCGGGCUAGCUCUCGCCCACGGCCUUCCCUCUAAGGCCACCGGCUAUGGAAACCAACCUCGAACCCCUAAACCCUAACGUUAAUACCGCCGACCUCCGCCGCCACCCACGGCCGGCGGCGACCUCGCCGCCAACUGCCCCGCCCACCUUCUGCCCGACUGUCGCGCGAAUAAGACUGUUGGAGUUACGUUGUGUGAUUUGUUACUUUUUUUCUAUCUCAAUUGCUACUUUCUGUUGUUGCAAUGGCUGUGCUGAAGGAAGUAACGAGAGGAGGGGCUCAGGAUCUAGCAUUUGGAUUAUUUGCAGGCCGCCACUAACGCAGAUUACUGACAUGAUCCCCCCUCCACGUAUAUACACGCACGCAUGCUCUGAAGCUCGAUGUGAAUAGCAGCUGUAUUGAAUUUGUAUAUACUAUAUCCGAUUUUUUAUUAUGUACAGCAAUCGAAAUUUAAUAAACGAUGUUUGUCCUACAAA